AUGUCAAGUCUUAAAAAUAUUUCAAAAUGCAAUAGUGAGACAGUUUCUAAUUUGAUUAUUCAAUCAAUUCAAGAGAAUGGUCUUGAUAUUACUAAAUGCAUCUUAUUGAUUACUGAUAAUACAGCCUAUAUGUCAAGUAAUAAAAAUGGUGCUGUUUCUCUUUUUAAUAAAAAAACUGAUACAAGUGCCUUUCAAAUUGGUUGCAGCCUUCAUAUUAUGCAAAUUGUUCUUAAUCAUUUUGAACAAGAAGCAUUUGAUCAAAUGGAUAAUGUGUAUAAUAAGCGCCACCUUUUUGAGGUGUACUCUUCAGAAGAAGAGAUAGAUGAUAUUAAUGAAUUACAAGAUAAAUAUGAAUAUGAAAGUGUGUCUAGCAAAGAAGAAUAUUCAUUAUUUAGUAUUGAGGCUGGAGAUGUGUUUGAAAGCUGGGAUUUGGCUGAGAAACAAGUUCAAAGCUCUGCAAAAAAUACUGGCUUUGAAGUGAAGAAAUUUCAGCUUGAAAAAAACAAAGAAGGUGAGAUUGUACGUCGAACCUUCAAGUGUAAGUUUUCAGGAGUAUAUCAUCUUACUGGUAGCCUUGUAUAUGUUAUCUCAUUAUGCAACGAACAUAACCACUUUUUUGUUAAAAAGGAAAAUUUAGUAUCAAAUCGUCAUCUUGGUCCAGAAAUUCUUAAAGAGAUUGAAUUUCUCGUAAAUAUUGGCUGUAGAGCAGGUCCAAUUAUCCUCGCACUUCAAAAACAUUUUCCUAAAAUAGUAAUACACCCAAAAUAUAUAUAUAAUGCAAUUUGUCACAUUCAGAAUAGUCAGAAUAAAUCAAAAACAGAUGCUGCCGAAACGUUUGAAAAAUUAAUGAAAUUACAACUAGAUAAUCAUGUACGCUCGCGUAUAGUUACAACUGCCAUUGUAUCAGAAGAAACUAAAGAAACCUAUCAGUGGAUUCUGAAAUGUUUACUGUCUGCUACAGACAAUCUUGCGCUAAACGUUUUAUUCACUGAUGCAGACCCCGCGAUAGUUUUAGCUAUUCAUGAAACAUUGCCAUCAACAAAGUAUAAUUACUGUAUCUGGCACCUUCGCAAAAACCUUGACAAAAAUCUGAGAGGUCAGCUCCAUAAAAAUUACAAUGAAUUUGUAAAAGCGUGGAAUAAAUACCAGAAUUUCUUCUUAGAAAAUGAAUUUCAAAAACAAUGGCAUAAACUUCUUACUAGUUAUCCGACGGCAAAAAAAUACCUAACUCUCAAAAGUUCAGCAACAUUGUUUGAAUUGGAUACACAUAUCCAAUCACUUCUCAACAAAGAACAACAAUUUGAACAGCAUGAACAAUCAAAUCAAAAUUCAACAGUUGGUUUACCAAACGUUGUCAGAAGAUACUUCAAAAGAAUAGAUGCUAUCAUCAAAAAAUUUCUUACUCCUCGUGUUUUAAAGAUGCAGCACAAUCAAAUGAAUGAGAGUUUACUUUAUUGUGUAGAUAAAGUAGAGAAUUGGAAGGAUUUGCUUGAAAAUGAGAUUGUCGAACAAGAUGAAGAUGGUGAAGAUGGCGAAGAACAACAAUCUGAUGAUGAAGAACAAUCUGACAAUAAAGAACAAUCCGAUGAUGAAGAAUAA
Molecule: messenger RNA, 1599 nt
Organism: Funneliformis mosseae
Lineage: Eukaryota; Fungi; Glomeromycota; Glomeromycetes; Glomerales; Glomeraceae
Source: the annotation of a GenBank genome assembly